AUGACACCUUCUCGCAACAUGAACAUUCCCUCUGUCAGUACGGUGACCUUGGCUUCGCCUUCUGUCAGCACAGCAAGUGUGGCUACACCCUCUGUCGGCACAGCAAGCUUGGCCUCUCCCUCUAUUCCAACAGUCACCAUCCCAGUCAUCGCGACUGUCGUGACUUGUCCGUAUAGCUGCAAGACAGUUCCAUCGCAAUCUGUGCCUACUGCUUCUUCUCCAGCAUCUCCAAUGGGCCCGACCUCGCCCAUGUCCUCGGCGACAGCUCCUCCAGCUCCCAAAGAUUCAUCCUCGUCAGCACCUCCUAGCAGUCCACCCUCAUCCGCACCCCCUAACGGUCCAUCUUCGCCUACUACGAUGCCAGCUUCAACUCCAAUGUCCUCUCCGGUCUCUCCCAACUCUAACGUUCCAAGCUCUCCUGCCUCGAAGAUGCCUUCUUUGUCUGCAGCAACAUCAUCUGGCCCACCAUCGUCGCCUAGCCAACCUCAGAGCAGCUCUCCACCUCAGUCUAGCUCUCCUCCUCAGAGCAGCUCUCCACCUCAGUCUAGCUCUCCUCCUCAGAGCAGUUCUCCACCCCAGUCUAGCUCUCCUCCUCAGAGCAGUUCUCCACCCCAGUCUAGCUCUCCUCCUCAGAGCAGUUCUCCCCCUCAAAGCAGUUCUCCACCCCAGAGCAGUUCUCCACCCCAGAGCAGUUCUCCACCCCAGAGCAGUUCUCCUCCUCAGUCUAGCUCUCCACCUCAAUCCAGCUCGCCUCCCCAAUCUAGCUCGCCCUCUCAGUCCAGCUCGCCUCCCCAGAGCGGGACUGCCACAAAGCCAAGCACACCUCCAGCCACCAACACAAGCAUGUCUUCUGGAGCCGCUUACAAUGCCAAGGCUUCCAUGUUGGCCGUAGCAGCUCCCAUCGCCAUCGCCGUUGCUAUGAUGCUACUCUAAGCCCAGACAUAUCCAUCUGAGUAUUGCGUACUGGUUCAUACAUGAACUUUUCACAUUCCUUCUGUACAAUGACUAUACUUUCCUUUGUACUUGGUCUCGUGUUUCAUUUGUUAAAUUAAUGUGUAUGUAACAUGGAAAUUUGUUUUUGCCCGGAGGAAAAGUGAAACAGUAUCUAGCCCG
Molecule: messenger RNA, 1113 nt
Organism: Aureobasidium pullulans EXF-150
Lineage: Eukaryota; Fungi; Ascomycota; Dothideomycetes; Dothideales; Saccotheciaceae
Exons: 2
Coding region: 1-933 (310 amino acids)
Source: RefSeq, a predicted model, not a curated record